This is a messenger RNA of Cucurbita pepo subsp. pepo (vegetable marrow), 1556 nucleotides long. Its product is annotated as glycine-rich protein. NCBI's taxonomy places the organism in Eukaryota, Viridiplantae, Streptophyta, Magnoliopsida, Cucurbitales, Cucurbitaceae. The record is from RefSeq and is a predicted model, not a curated record. Gene Ontology annotation, molecular function: mRNA binding; translation initiation factor activity.
CACUCCAGCCAGCCAUUUCGCUGCCAACCAACGCAAACCCCAAUUCUCACAGAAUCUCGAAGCAGAGCAACAAUGCCGGCAAUGGCUUCUCCAUGGGGCAAACCAGGCGCUUGGGCGCUAGAUUCCGAGGAACACGAAGCUGAACUCCUCAAAGAAGAGCAGGAGCAGCAGCAGCAGCAGCAGAAGAAGGCGGAGCUCAGCCUGGAUUUUCCGUCCCUCAACGACGCCUUGGCCACCAAGCAGAAGAAGAAAGGGCAAACUCUCUCGUUGGCGGAGUUCACCGCCCAUGCAGGUAGCGGCUCGAAAUAUUCUUCGCAGGGCCGCACUCAUGAAGAUGUAUUGGUACUUCCUACCGGCCCUCGCGAACGCACGGCGGAGGAGCUAGACCGGAACAAGCUUGGUGGUGGAUUUAGGAAUUAUGGCUCGAAUGGUUCUUAUGAGAGGAGUAACAGGUAUUCGAAUGGGGAUGAUUCGUCUAACUCGAAGUGGGGUUCGUCUAGGGUCUCUGAUGAAAAUAGGAGGAAUGAUGGUGGAUUUAAUAGGGGGGAUUCGAGUAAGGAAUUUGUACCUUCUAGGGCUGACGAAGUCGAUAAUUGGGCUUCAACUAAGAAACCAAUGGCUGGAAAUGGAUUUGAGAGGAGGGAUAGAGGAUUAGGGUUUUCGGAUUCGCAAUCCUCAAAAGCCGACGAAUCUGAGAGUUGGGUUUCUAAUAAGAGCAAUGUUCCAUCGGAUGCAAGGAGAUUUGGGGCUAACGGCGGAUUUGAAAGAGAGCGACGAGGAGGGUUCCCCGCGAGCGGCGGCGGUGCGGAUUCAGACACUUGGGGGAGGAAGAAAGAUGAAGGUAAUAUUAGCGGCGGCGGCGGUGGUGGUGCGGAUUCAGAUACUUGGGGGAGGAAGAAAGAUGAAGGUAAUUCUGGCGGCGGCGGUGGUGGUAGUCGGCCAAAGCUUAAUCUGCAGCCACGUACGCUGCCGGUGAACGAUGUGAAGUCGUCGGAGAUAUCAGGGACGACGGCGAGGUCCAAGAGUUUGAAUCCGUUUGGAGAGGCGAGGCCGAGGGAAGAGGUUCUAGCUGAGAAAGGACAUGAUUGGAAAAAACUUGACGAGGAGUUAGAGUUGAAGAUUAAGGAAGUGUCGAUGGAGAAGACUGAAAAAUCCAACCCCAUUGGGAAAAAGAGCUUUGGCAAUGGAACUGCUCGUGCUGCUGAGGACAGAACAGAGAGGAGCUGGAGGAAGCCGGAGUCGCCUGAGGAGUCACCGGAGGACAGUGUGGAGGACAACGAAAAUGGUGAAGGCGAAGUCGAAGAGGACGGGAACAAGAACGAAGCUUGAUGAAUGUAUUACUGAGAGAUUGAAAGACAGACAUGGAAGUCAGUGAAAGUUUUGUUCUAUAGACAACAUUCUCUAAUGUUGCUUUAUAACUUUUCCAGGGAAACAAUUUUGAUGUGUUGUUGGUGGUAGUUCUUGAGUCAAUGUGGUCAGUUUACUGUAAUGUUUUUAAGCUGAAGUACUACUGUGUUAACCUUAUUGUUCUAAUCUCAUGUCGUGUUUCGUCUAUA